AUGGCCCAGAUCAGAGCCCCUGUUAUUGUGCUGCUCGUGCUCCUGGCUGUGGGGCUGUUCACUACUGAGGCUUCUGCAGCUAAACAAGGACGUCGUAGAAGAGGCUGCUGUCAAAGCUAUACUGGUGGGGAAAUACCUUUUGGAGUUAUCGUAGGCUAUACCCUACAGAAUGAUAUUGAAAUCUGCAGAAUCCCUGCCAUCAUAUUCCACACUAAAAAGGGGAAAGAUUUGUGUGCAGACCCUUCCCAGAGCUGGGUGAUCCAACAUGUCAACCGACUGGGGGACAAGGCGGUUCACAUCAGGAAAUCACAGUACUAA
This is a messenger RNA of Salvelinus namaycush (lake trout), 318 nucleotides long. RefSeq names its product C-C motif chemokine 4-like. Gene Ontology annotation, biological process: cellular response to type II interferon; positive regulation of ERK1 and ERK2 cascade; cellular response to interleukin-1. Bases 1 to 318 code for a protein of 105 amino acids. Gene Ontology annotation, molecular function: CCR chemokine receptor binding; chemokine activity. Lineage: Eukaryota; Metazoa; Chordata; Actinopteri; Salmoniformes; Salmonidae. Gene Ontology annotation, cellular component: extracellular region. The record is from RefSeq and is a predicted model, not a curated record. The transcript is spliced from 4 exons.